UUCUGACGAUCGGCCACUAUUUCCACAAACUGCUCGACAUUUUCUCCAAGAUUGUUGUUUUUUUCUAUUAAAUUAGGUAAUAGUACAUCACUUGUAUUCGGAAAAAAAGUGAGUUUUGGUAACCUGCAAUCUGGACAGUAAAGUGACUUCCAGAUUAAAAAAGAAAUAAUCAUGGAAAAGACAUUCAAAAGAUCAACUAGUAAGUAGAUAAUCCAGGCCCUUCUCACAAACUUCUCCAGCAUUGGCCCCAGCAUGACCUUAGGACUCUCCGCUGUGGCCAUACCAACGCUAAACACUACUCUAAGUCAAAACCAAGUGACAUGGCUUGCUAGCAUGGCGUCUUUGGCCGCACCAAUCGUCUGCUUCCUCUCUGGACCUAUAGCGGACAAAUUCGGAAGAAAAAUCUCCAUUUUCUGCAUCAACGUAACCUGCUUCAUCGGUUGGUUAGCCAUAUACAGCGCCUACGCAGCUGGAAGUAGCCAGUACUUGCUUCUCCUGCUCGAAGCUGAGAAAAAGUCUGGGUUGGAAUUAUUGGUGAUCGCUCGCAUAGUAGCGGUUCUAUACCCCCAUAAUUUGGAUCCCGAUUUAUUUAACCAACGGAUAUGGUCUCAACAAGACGGGGCACCACCACAUUUUGUUCAAAAUGUACGGACCUGUCUCAACGAAGUGUUUGAUAUAAAAAUUUACUAUUAAUACUACUACUAAUUAAAAUUAAUUCUGUACACUUUACACAAUCUACAGGGUCUUGAAACAUAAUAUUCUGUUGUUGUACUAGCUCAUCUUUAACAUCUAAAAACUGUAAUUAUUAUUUAACUAUUUAAAGCAUA
Molecule: messenger RNA, 827 nt
Organism: Anoplophora glabripennis (Asian longhorned beetle)
Lineage: Eukaryota; Metazoa; Arthropoda; Insecta; Coleoptera; Cerambycidae
Exons: 5
Coding region: 253-693 (146 amino acids)
Biological process (GO): transmembrane transport
Cellular component (GO): membrane
Molecular function (GO): transmembrane transporter activity
Source: RefSeq, a predicted model, not a curated record